Fibroporia radiculosa is the source of this 825-nucleotide messenger RNA. RefSeq lists its product as uncharacterized. Bases 1 to 825 code for a protein of 274 amino acids. NCBI's taxonomy places the organism in Eukaryota, Fungi, Basidiomycota, Agaricomycetes, Polyporales, Fibroporiaceae. The record is from RefSeq and is a predicted model, not a curated record. The transcript has 2 exons. Gene Ontology annotation, molecular function: catalytic activity.
AUGGCCUUGGCUCCCAACCUCUACCAUCUCCUCUCUUCGACCCGGUAUGAUUCAAGCCUUCUCGCUGCCGCAUGGAAUACUGCCGCGAACGAGGGGCUACAAUCGCCUUACUUAUUCCUCAGAUACCAUCAUGACCGACUAGUUGCUGCCGCACGACAGCAUGGAUGGCAUGCCGCCCAAGGUGGCAAAUAUGAUGACUUGCAACACGCAUGCGAUAGGGCCGUGCAUGAUGCUCACUCCAGAUCAGACAGUGCUGGAAAGCCCAUGAAGGUCCGUAUCCUCUUGAGCGAAAAUGGUGUCUUUUUAGCGUCGGCUGCCGUUGCAACUACUUUACCGAUCUUAGAUCCAACCGCUGUUGCGCGGUCUCCUCCACCUGAGACCGAUACUCCUUCAGCACGAGAGAUGCUCCUAGCAGAUACCACUCUGAUCAUUUAUCCCGAUAUCUGUUCUACUACUUCGAGUCUCUUCACUCAGACAAAGACUACGCACCGCCCGCAGUACGAUGCAGCUCGCGCACGAAUGGGCAUCCCACCUCUUCCAGCGCCAUCUACUGCGGAUGUUCUACUCUAUAGUCCUUCGGGGGGUCUCACUGAAACCUCAAUCAGGAACAUUGCCUUCUGGCGUCGAUCUCCUCCAUGCUGGAUUACCCCUCCGGUCGCAGUGGGAUGCCUACCAGGUGUUAUGCGGCGUUGGUUGAUCGCACAAGGUAUAGUUGUUGAAGCACGUGCAGAUGAAUUGAGGAGGGAAGAUAUUGGGGAAGGGGAGAUCGUCAUGACGUUCAAUAGCGUGGAGGGUUGCCGCCUUGCUCUCAUCCAAUUUAAAUAG